Molecule: messenger RNA, 4203 nt
Organism: Anolis sagrei ordinatus
Lineage: Eukaryota; Metazoa; Chordata; Lepidosauria; Squamata; Anolidae
Gene: SMAD6
Product: SMAD family member 6
Biological process (GO): anatomical structure morphogenesis; BMP signaling pathway; transforming growth factor beta receptor signaling pathway
Cellular component (GO): heteromeric SMAD protein complex
Molecular function (GO): I-SMAD binding; transcription regulator inhibitor activity
Source: RefSeq, a predicted model, not a curated record
CCUUCUUUUCUUUUUUCCCCUUCUUUUCCCCUCCCUUCUUCUCCUUGAAGAGUUAAGAAACUCGAGCCCUUGUUUGCGCAACAGCCGGGCCAGCCCCGCAGCCGCCAAAGUGUCUAGACUGGCACAUGAUGGGAGGGAGCCAAUGGCUCCAGCGCUCGCCCAGGGGGCCCUCCGGUGAGUGGGGUGUGUGAGUGCGGCUUGGAGGAGAACAAACAACACCAAAAAGGAAAAAAAGAAAGGAGAGAGGGGUUGAGAGAAGAAGGAGGGAAAGAACGCACCGCGCGCAAGAGAAGAAAGAAACAAGAGGAGGAGACUCCGUGCGCCCUCGGUUACGCACGGCUUUGGGGCGCAAAAGAGGCUCGUACAGGCUUUUGGGGACCUUUAAAGAAGCAAGGAAGUUGUGGGGGAGCCUUAGGGGAGUCUUGGGGAGCCCUUCCCUCCUCUUUUCCCGAGCUCCCUGCCUUCCAAAGCGGGGAUUUCCUCCUCUUUGCUUCCUCCCCCCAUCGCCGGGAUAUUGACAAGCCUCAACCCGAGCCAUGUGCGCCUCCGGGGCGAUGCCGCUUUGGGAGCCCCUUUUCCUCCUCCUUCCGCCCUACUUUCGGGGGAAAGACACCCGCUGGUAAAGGGGAACUUCCCCUUCCCUUUGGACCUCUCUAUUUUGGGGAAACUUAACGCCUCGGAAGCCGAGGAGAGGAACCAAGUCGGGAAAGUAUCCACAACAAAGCCUGCUCUGGGAGAAGAGAGCUCAACCUUCGGAGGUGGACUUGCUGCAUUUUUCUCCCUUCCUUUUGGGUUUUUUCAUUCAACUUUUAAGGUGUUUUUGGAAGGCUUUUCAAACCAAAGCACCAAGGCUUUCUGCAGUUGUGAGUUUGGACCUGUUUCUAUUUCCUCUCCUUUUUUUCUUUUGGAAGGCAGCUUUGUGUGGAGUUUUCGAAGGAAGAAGCAAGGCUCUCCUCCAGAAGCACCAAGCCUUUCUUGCAAAGAGAGUUGGAACCUGCUUGUCUUUCCCCCUUUCCUUUUGGGAAAGUCCAAAACAAGGGCCAGAAACCGACCGAGGGAAGAAUCAAACCCCUUUACCUUGUUUUGAGGUUUUUGGAGGAAAGGGAACACUUUUUGGAACCCUCAAGCCCCCCUUUUUUGUUUGGAGUCCUAAGUUUUCCUUCCAUCUUGGGAAGUGUCUUUUUCCAGUUUUCAUUUAGAAGGAUUGGGAGGGAAGUCGGACUUUGUGUUAUCCAAAGUGGGACCUGCUUUUCCCUCCUUCCUUUUUUGGGAAAGGAAGAAGCUUGAAAGGAAGGAAGAAACAGGCGAGGAAAGGAGUCUGCUGCUAAGCCUCCCUGCUUGAAGAAGCUUGGAAGGAAGUAACAAACUACUAAGCCUCCCUGCUUGCUUUGGGAAGCAGACUUUGGGGAAGGAAUACAGGAAAAACUUGGAAGGAAGGAAGAAACAGGCGAGGAAAGGGCACCACCACCAAACCUCUCUGCUUAGUUUGGGAAGCCAAGGAAGAAACUACAACUAAGGCUUCCUGCUAGAUUUGGGAAGCAGACUUUGAAGAAGGAAUACAAGAAGAAACAGGCCAGGAAAGGGAGUUACAACUAAGGCUUCCUGCUUGGAUUAGGAAGCAGACGUUGGGGAAGAAAGAAUGGAAGAAACUUGGAAGGAAGGAAGAAACAGGCGAGGAAAGGGGGCCAGUAACUAAGCCUGUUAGCUUAGUUUAGGAAGCCAACUUUAGCGAAAGGAUAAAGGAAGAAACAGGCAAGGAAAGGGAGCUACUACUAAGGUUUCCUGCUUUGUUUGGGAAUCAAACUUUGGGGAUGGAAUAAAGGAAGAAACAAGCGAGGAAAGGGGACUACUACCUAAGCCUAAGCCUUACUUCCUUUGGGAAGCUGACUUUGGGUAAGGAAUACAGGAAGAAAUUUGGAAGGAAGGAAGAAACAAGCCAGGGAAAGGAACUACAACCAAGCCUUCCUGCUUGCUUUGGGAAAGGAAGGAAAGAAGAAACGGGAGAGGAAAGGGGACUACUACCUAAGCCUUCCUAAGUUUGGGAAGCAGACUUUGGGGAAGGAAUACAGGAAGAAACUUGUAAGGAAUAAAGGAACAGGCGAGGAAGGAGGACUACUAACUAAACCUUCCUGCUUGGUUUGGGGAGCCGACUUUAGGGAAAGGAUAAAGGAAGAAACAAGCGAGGAAAGGGGACUCCUACCUAGGCCUCCUUGCUUAGUUUGGGAAGCAGACUUUGGGGAAGGAAUACAAGAAGAAAAACAACCAAGGAAAGGAGACCACUCGCCCUAAGCCUCCCUGCUUGGUUUGGGAAGCCACCUUUCUCUUUGGGCACCGACUCCGGGGCGCCUUUCCCCGAUGCGCCCUUGGCCCGGCCUCCCCUCCCUCUUCCUCUUCCCCUUCCUCUCCCGGGGGGCCAGGCUCCCUUCGCGUCCGCCCCUCAUGCGGCCCCGAUCCCCGCGCAUUGCUUGACCCCGAGGCGCAUGUUCCGGUCCAAACGGGCCGGGCUGGUGCGGCGCCUUUGGCGGAGCCGGGUGGCUUUCCACGGAGGAGGAAGAGGAGAGGAAGGGGCUGCCCAUGAAGGCUCGCCAAAGCCUCCUGCUUCCUCUCGAAGGGCCUUGAGGAAGGAAGGCGCCGAGGAGGAGGAGGAGGAGGAAGAGACUUGGGAAGGCGAGGAGAGCGAGGCGGAGGAGCCCCCGGCGGAGGAGGAAGGGCAGAGCUUAGCUUGCUGCCUCUUCAAGGAAAGGGAAGGCGGAGAGGGCGCCCUUCCGACUUCCACUUCCUCCACUUUUCCGCUUCUGGAGCCAGAGCUGCAAGCGGCCGCUUAUUCGCUGCUCAAGAGGCUCAAGGAGCGCGCCUUGGACAGUCUCUUGGAAGCGGUGGAGUCCCGAGGAGGGAUGCCCGGCGCAUGCGUGCUCCUGCCCCGAGGAGGACUCGCAGGGAAGCCCUUGCCUUCUGCUUCGUCUUCAUCAUCUUCUCCUCUUCCUCCGCCGCAUCUCCUCCUCACCAAGCUCUUCCGCUGGCCGGACCUGCAGCACCCGGGCCAGCUCAGGCGCCUCUGCCGGGGACAGGGCUUCGGAGCAGGGCCCAACGGCGAGGGGCCACUUUGCUGCAACCCCUUCCACUUCGCCAGGCUCUGCGGGCCAGAAUCACCACCCCCUCCUUACUCCCGGCUGUCUCCAAACAAUGAGCAAAAACCAUUGGACCUUUCCGAUUCCACCUUGUCCUACACUGAAACGGAGGCUACCAACUCGCCCAAUCUCACUCUGGGAGAAUUCUCAGAUGCCAGUAUGUCACCGGACGCCUUCAAACCAAGCUAUUGGUGCAAUGUGGCCUACUGGGAGCACCGGACACGGGUGGGGCGCCUCUAUUCAGUGUACGAACAGUCUGUCAGCAUCUUCUAUGACCUACCUCAAGGGAGCGGCUUCUGCCUGGGACAGCUGAGUCUAGAGAACCGGAACGAAGCCGUUCGCCGGACACGUGGCAAGAUCGGCUUUGGGAUCUUGCUCAGCAAGGAGCCGGACGGCGUCUGGGCGUACAAUCGCAGCAGCCACCCCAUCUUCGUCAACUCACCCACGCUGGACAUUCCCAACUGCCGGACUUUGGUCGUUCGCAAAGUGAUGCCUGGCUACUCAAUCAAGGUCUUCGAUUACGAGAAGGCGGGCCUCUUGCAACAUGCCACGGACUUGGGGUUCCCCGAUGGGCCUUUUGACCCCAACAGUGUCCGGAUCAGUUUCGCAAAAGGCUGGGGCCCUUGCUAUUCGAGACAGUUCAUCACCUCUUGCCCGUGUUGGUUGGAAAUAUUGCUGAACAACAGAUGAAGCCACCGGCCAGCCUUUGAGGGAGCCUCGCGCCUUGACACCAGACUGUCCCCAAAUAUCAUCUACCUAGAUUUAAUAUAAAGUUUUAUAUAUAUAUAAAAUAUAUAUAUUAUAUGAAUAUAUAUAUAUUAUACUUGUAAUUAUGGAGUCAUUUUUACAAUGUAAUUAUUUAUGUAUGGUGCAAUGUGUAUAUGGACAAAAAAUGGAAAAUGCACUUUGGCUUAUAAGUCUUUCAAUCCGGUUGUUUGUUAUUUUUACAGAGGAGAAAAUUAUACAGCCAAAAGAGCCUCACCAACUUUUCGCUGGAUAGUUUUGUUUCGAUGGUAACAUCCAGACAAUAAAGCUAACACCAUUCACUCAUUGAUAAUAAAGUAUUUGCAUUAUA